Messenger RNA from Ixodes scapularis (black-legged tick), 363 nucleotides. Its product is annotated as glycine-rich cell wall structural protein-like. The record is from RefSeq and is a predicted model, not a curated record. The transcript has 2 exons. Lineage: Eukaryota; Metazoa; Arthropoda; Arachnida; Ixodida; Ixodidae. The coding region runs from base 58 to 363 and encodes 101 amino acids.
CUGGCUGUGAGGCAGGCAUUCAGUCCGAGUUUGCCUCUCGUCCCAGGACAAGCAACCAUGAGGGGAUUGAUUAUCGUCUUCGUGACCUUCGCCCUGGUCGGAGUGGCGUUUUCUGGCGGCUACGGCGGCGGCUUCGGCGGCGGCGGCGGCUACGGCCACGGCUACGGCCACUACUCCAAGUCGCUUCCCGGGCCCUCGUUCCUCGUGAAGAGUGUUCACCACGUGAGCCGAGUGAGCCACGGAGGAAACCUGGUCGGAGCUCACGCCGGUGGUGGAUUCGGGGGUGGAUUCGGUGGGGGAUUCGGGGGCGGAUUCGGCGGCGGGUUCGGCGGUGGCCAUGGCCUUCUCCUGCACAAGGGCUAA